Messenger RNA from Solanum lycopersicum (tomato), 1187 nucleotides. The record is from RefSeq and is a predicted model, not a curated record. NCBI's taxonomy places the organism in Eukaryota, Viridiplantae, Streptophyta, Magnoliopsida, Solanales, Solanaceae.
UAAGCAAUUCCUAUCUAUAAAACGGUAGAGCUACUCAUGUAAUGAUGAAUCACACUUGUUAUUGUAACAUAGAAGAGAGAUGAGCCUUAAAGGAGAUGUUUUUCAUGAGUUCUUUAGGCAAAGACCACACCAUCUCUCAAACAUAUGCCCUGAUAAGAUACAAAAUGUGAAUAUUCAUGAAGGUGAAUGGGGCACUGUUGGCUCUAUUAAUUUUUGGAACUUCACCCAUGAUGAAAUAGAGAAGGUGGCAAAGGAAAUAGUUGAAGAAAUAGAUGAAGAAAAGAAGUUGAUUAAAAAAAAUGAUGUUUCGGAAAUGUUGAAAACUCCUGCUUUGGGAGUUGUGGCAAUUCGGGCUUUGAAAUUUCAGAGAAUUCAGAAAGAUGCGUCAUAUAUCAUAGAAAAAAUGAGUCUCGAAGGUAAGUUGGUUUCUGAAAUAAAUAUCAAAUGUGAUGGAGAUGUGUUCCAUGAAACAAUUAUGUACAAACCACAUUAUAUGUGCAACAUAUGCCCUGAUAAGAUACAAAAUGUGGAUAUUCAUAAAGGUGAUUUGGGUACUAUUGGCUCUGUUAGGUUCUGGAAAUUCACACAUGAUGGGAAAGAGAUGGUGGCAAAGGAAGUUAUUGAAAAAAUAGAUGAAGAAAAGAAGUUGGUUAAAAAAAAGAUGAUUGAAGGAGAUAUGUUAGAAUAUUAUGAAUCAUUUUACCUCACUAUUCAUGUUGAGACAAAGGAUGAAAAUAACUUAGUUACUUGGAUUUUGGAAUAUGAAAAGAAGAAUGUACAUGUGCCUGAUCCACACACUUUCAUGGAAUUGUGUAUCAAUAUCACUAAAGAUAUUGAGAGUUACCACAUCAAGUGAUACAUAAAUACAUAUAUGUACGUACUUGAUAUAAUAUUAUGUGGUGUGGUUAAUGAGUUUUCUUUGAAAUAUCUAAUAUAUAUGUAGAGAAAAUAAAGGGAGUGGAUAUUGAUAAAUAAAAAUAUAUGAAAGUGUUAUAAACAAUUUGUGUUAUAGUGAAUGUCUAAUUAUGUGUAGUCCUUGUAUGAUAUGGUUAGGAAUCCUACUUGGAGACCAAGUAGGGUUUUCCAUAUACAUAAAGGGUUUUCCUUAAUUGUAAAUAAGAUCAUUGAUAGAUCAAUGAAUCCUGAAUAUACUUCAAGAUGAAUAAAAAAUCUUUCUCUUUUCCCUA